Molecule: messenger RNA, 3187 nt
Organism: Anarrhichthys ocellatus (wolf-eel)
Lineage: Eukaryota; Metazoa; Chordata; Actinopteri; Perciformes; Anarhichadidae
Gene: shmt2
Product: serine hydroxymethyltransferase 2 (mitochondrial)
Exons: 12
Coding region: 76-1581 (501 amino acids)
Biological process (GO): tetrahydrofolate interconversion
Cellular component (GO): cytoplasm; mitochondrion
Molecular function (GO): pyridoxal phosphate binding; glycine hydroxymethyltransferase activity
Source: RefSeq, a predicted model, not a curated record
AGCCACACGUUGCACAACAACGUCUUCGGAGUCAGUUGAGCCUGUCCGUCUGCAUCUGCCCUGAGAACUGGAAACAUGCUGUCCUUCGCUCUGAGACGAGUCACGCGGCCACUGUGCCAGCGAGCCCCGGUUCGUCUCGGUGUGCAUGGCCAACAGUCACACUCCGCCUCCCGCGCGGUGGAAGAAGAUCGUCCAUGGACGGGCCAGGAAAGCCUGGCCGAGGACGACCCCGAGAUGUGGGAUCUGAUGCUGAAGGAGAAGGACCGGCAGUGCCGCGGAUUGGAGCUCAUUGCAUCCGAGAAUUUCUGCAGUCGAGCAGCUCUGGAAGCUCAGGGCUCCUGUCUGAACAACAAAUACUCUGAAGGCUAUCCAGGGAAAAGAUACUACGGUGGAGCAGAAGUGGUCGAUCAAAUUGAGCUGCUGUGUCAGAAACGAGCCUUGGAGUCCUUCGACCUGGACCCAGCUCUGUGGGGGGUCAACGUCCAGCCGUACUCCGGUUCCCCCGCUAACUUUGCCGUCUACACGGCCGUGCUCAAGCCCCAUGACCGCAUCAUGGGCCUGGACCUGCCUGACGGAGGACAUCUGACCCAUGGCUACAUGUCUGACGCGAAGAGGAUCUCUGCAACCUCAAUCUAUUUUGAGUCCAUGCCUUACAAGCUAAAUACUACAACAGGACUCAUAGACUACGACCAGAUGGAAAUGACGGCCAAGCUGUUCAGGCCCAAGCUCAUCAUCGCUGGCACCAGCGCCUAUGCCCGCCUCAUUGACUACGCCCGCAUCAAGAAGCUGAGUACUGACAUUAAGGCCUACCUGCUGGCUGAUAUGGCUCACAUCAGUGGCCUGGUGGCCGCCAAAGCCGUCCCCUCUCCCUUUGACCAUGCUGACCUGGUCACCUCCACCACACACAAGUCCCUCCGAGGAGUCCGGGCUGGCAUCAUCUUCUAUCGUAAGGGCGUUCGCUCAGUGGACAAGAAGGGGAAGGAGGUCAUGUACGAUCUUGAGGACAAGGUCAACUUCUCUGUGUUCCCCUCCCUGCAGGGCGGACCUCAUAAUCACGCCAUCGCUGGUGUGGCUGUGGCACUCAGACAGACACAGUCUCCCAUGUUCAAGGAGUACAUCUCCCAGGUACUGAGGAACGCCAAGUCUAUGGCCGGUGCUCUCCUCAGCAAAGGCUACACCCUGGUAUCAGACGGGACCGACAACCACCUGGUCCUGGUUGAUCUGCGGCCUAAGGGCAUUGACGGGGCUCGGGCCGAGAGGGUGCUGGAGCUUGCUUCAAUCACCGCAAAUAAGAACACCUGCCCCGGGGACAAGAGCGCCCUGACUCCUGGUGGCCUCAGGCUAGGUGCUCCAGCCCUGACAUCCAGACAGUUCAAAGAAGCUGACUUUGUGAAAGUUGUCGAGCUCAUGGAUGAAGGCUUCAAGAUCGCCUUGGAUGUCAAGAAAAAGACUGGAAAGCUCCAGGAAUUCAAGAACUUCCUUCUUCAGGACCCAGAGACCGUGACUCGCAUCGCCAACCUGCGCCAUCGCGUUGAAGCUUUUGCCAGGCCCUUUCCCAUGCCAGGCUUCCACGACCAUUAAACCAAACACUAUAGAGUCUGUGGGGCCAUAACAGCCAGGUGGCGUAAAGCUGGCUGAGCAAAAGUGUACGAGGAGAUGGGGAAUGUCACGAUAGUGAAUUGUGGUUGCUGCCUGUGAAACAGGUUGACUCCCUUUUGUUUCCAAUCAGAUCUGGGGAUGCUACAUAUUGGUUUUUUUUUUAUACAUCUUGUAAUCCAUCAUGUAAUCGUUCAUGUAAAAACUUUGCCUUCAGUUUGGGGUAAAGAAACAGUCAAAUGUAAGGGAUUUUGUAGAGCCGAAGAACCUAUUUUCUAAUAUAUGCGUAAAGAUCUAUCUCAGUUCUUCUUGAAUGUGGGUGUGUGAGAAGAAAAAACAUGUCGUAUCAAACAACAACCAACAGCUCUUGGUGUCGGAGACUCUGUGACUUGAUUGGUGUAUAAUUAGUUUUUUAUAAUGAGAUACACUGAGAGGUCUUAAUGCUGUAAAGAGUCUUAAUUAAUGUCACUAAUGUUUUAAUUACAUUCACAAGGAGAUGUGUGCAUGAUGGCUUUCUUUUCUGUUUAUUAAACCAGGUACACAAGAUGAUCGUAUGAGGUGAUGGGAUGUUCUGCCAUACAGUGUUGUGCUGGCUCUUAGAUUUAUGUGGGGCAGUUUUUGAAGAUCAGAAAUGAACCCAAAAUGUUGUCAAAUAUUAUUUAUGAAAGUCGGACCUUUUAACUAAGUAGAGAUGUGUGCAUCUAGUCUCUAAAGUUAGAUUGCACAGGAGGUGGACUAAAUCCGCUAAACAUUUUUUAAUAUACUGAGCAACUAAAGCAACACUAGAAACUGUGUUCACGUAUGUUUACAGUUUUCUAUUUUUAACCAAAUCAGAUAUAAGCUCAUUUUCUUUUGACGCUGUUGCUACUGCAAUGUCUCUUUUUCUUCUUCCAGCAUAUCUGAUGUCAGAUUUGAAUUGCUAAAUAAUUUGCUAUGAUAGAUGAAUAACCAAAUGGAAUAAUGACAGAAAUGUCAUACUGGACUAUUUUAUACUUUUAAGUGCGUUUACAAAGUAUCUAAACUUUUCUAUGUAUCAUUUAAAAAUAAUCAACCGUGUAACGGCCAUCAUUUCACAUUUAUCUUGAGGUUUCCAAUACCAGCUGAAUUGUUGCACUAGAAGAAAGACUCAUAGUGCAGUGUGCCUGCUCUUACACAAUGGUGUUCAAUAAUGGAAAUUGUGAAGCAGCUUUAUUUGGGAAAAAAACAAUGUGUGUGUGGCUCACAGAAAGGAGGUGUUGUCAUUAUCACUGCAUCAGUGAGGAAGCAACAGUUCUGUUCGUGAACCGUUCGUAGAGCACAAUCGAGAAAAGAGCGUUAGAAAUGGAGUUACUUUCUUACUUUGCACAAAACACAGCUUCUAAAGUGAACCAAAUCAUAUCAAUUAUCCACAUCGCAAGUUUUUGACAGACUAAACAUUGCCAAACUAUACCAAAAGUAUUUUACUAUGUUCAUGAAUCUGUUCAUCAUCUCGGAUAUGUUGCCAGCCUUUUUACUGAACAUCAACUCUGUAAAAGAAAGUUAGUUCAAACUGAGCAUUUUAUUAACAUGUAAUUGGUAUUAGCUGAGUCCAAAUAAAAUCCAAUAAUGCAUA